Molecule: messenger RNA, 1758 nt
Organism: Medioppia subpectinata
Lineage: Eukaryota; Metazoa; Arthropoda; Arachnida; Sarcoptiformes; Oppiidae
Source: the annotation of a GenBank genome assembly
AAGUUUUAAAUAUUCAAAUUGCAAUUACAAUCAAAGGUGAAAUGCGUUUUUCAAUAUUAAAUUGUUGGAAAUGGAUUGUGUUAUGGAUAUCACCACCACUUCUAUCGUCACUUUUUCUUUACUCCACAGAAAAGGAGGUGAAAUGUGUGUUUGUUGUCUUACUUAUGAUCAUCUAUUGGUUAACAGAAGCGGUUCCCUUAGCCAUCACCGCUUUACUGCCAAUGUUUCUCUACCCCUUAUUAGAGAUCAUGUCUACAAAACAAGUUGCCUCCACUUAUAUCAAUGACACACUUAUGGUAUUCUUAGGCAGUAUUAUAUCGACAGUAGCCAUAGAGCAGUCAAACCUUCAUCAAAGAAUUGCAUUAAGAAUAUUAAUGCUUUUCGGAACGUCUCCUAUUUGGCUUUUGUUGGGCUUUAUGUGUACGACAUCUUUCAUAUCGAUGUGGAUCUCAGAUACGGCUACCACUGCUCUAAUGGUUCCCAUUAUUGAAGCCGUUAUCCUCAAUAUUAUGGAACAGAAAAAGAGCACUUUAUCCACGAUUACACACAAUAACAACAAUAAUAAUGAUUUGACUUUAAAUGGAAAUCUCGAUCCAAAAGAAGUGGAAGCGAUUGAAAAUCGGAGGAAAAAUUCAUUUAAAAUGGAAAGGGAUUCCAAUAAAGAUGAAAAAGCAUUCAAACUAAUGAGAAGAGUGUUGUUUCUUUCGGUCACAUUCUCAUCAUUAAUCGGAGGCACCGGCACUCUUACCGGCACCACAACUAACCUUAUAUUUAAAGGAAUGGUCACAAAUCUCGAAGGCGAUAACAUAACUUUUGCCAAUUGGAUGCUGUUUGCCAUUCCGGGUCUUAUUAUAUGCGUGCUCUUAGUCUGGGUUUUCAUGACUCUCGUCUUUGUACGCAAAUUUCCAAAGUCUGACAAUGAAAAGGUUGGGUCGUUUAUCCGAUCAAAAUACAAUUCUUUGGGUCCCGUUUCGUUUCACGAAAUAGCAGUUCUCAUCAUGUUUUCAUUUCUAUUGACACUAUGGUUUUUUAGAGAUCCAGACUUUUUCAAGGGCUGGGCGCCUGCCCUUCACCCCAAAGAAUCCAACUAUAUAAACGAUGCUUCGGCAGCCAUGUUCAUAGUGUGCAUGAUGUUUGUGAUUCCGGCCAAUCCACGGGAUUUACAGAACUCCAAACCAUUGAUGACAUGGAAAGCGGUGAACGAGAAAGUGCCCUGGGGUGUUUUUCUCCUUAUGGGAGGUGCAUUUUCCAUGUCAUCGGGCAUCAAGGAAUCGGGUCUCUCGAAAGUGAUUGGCCGUCAUUUGAAUGAACAUUUGAGCGGUUUGUCUCCACUUGUACUGCAAAUAGUUGUGUGCACUUUAAGUAUGUUCUUCACUGAAGUGUCGAGCAAUGCGGCCACGAGUACUAUAUUCCUGCCAAUUGUCAAACAUUUGGCCGAAUCCCUACACAUAAGUCCCUUAAGAUUUAUGCUUCCGGUGACAGUUGUCUCUUCGUUUGCAUUCAUGUUUCCCGCGGGCUCUCCCAGUAAUGCCAUUGUAUACGAGGCCGCGAACCUAAAAGUACCUGAAAUGGCAAUUCCGGGUAUUUUUUGUAAAUUCAUUUGCCUAUCAGUGGUCAUAGGAAUGUCUAAUAGUUGGGCUUAUGUUGUGUAUAAUAUGCAUGAUUUAGAACCAAAUGCAUUCAAUACAACACUUCAGACCACUGUAUUGUAAAUUAAAAUUUUAAAUAAUUUUUAGUUAACUAAUGAUAACCUAAAUU